AAGCUAUAUCUUGCCCGAAGCAGUUCAGCUUUGCUGUUUCAUCUUGCAAACUAGUGAGGUAUACUUUUGGUGUCUAGUAUCUGUCUCCCGAACUGGUAUACGUCAUACGAUCGCCUGGAGAUCACGAAGCUUGGAACCCUGGAUAUCCACAGGCCCAACUAUUUGCGACCGCAUAGUAUGAGCUCUCUGAACGUUUGAAGGAGCUGGUAUCGGUUGUCUUAAGCAAACCUUUCAUAAGCCUAUCGGGUCUGAGAUCUUUUCGGCACUCAUGUCACAGCCAUGGGAUUACAUCGCUAAACUUGUCUGUAUUGGUGAUUCCGGGACUGGGAAGUCGAGUUUGACCGUUCGGCUUUGUGAAGGACGCUUUUCACCAUCCCAUGACGUUACAAUCGGUGUUGAGUUCGGGUCACGCAUUGUUCCAGUUGGUCCGCCCGCUUCGAGGAGCUUAGGAUUGGAGGCAGACAAGCCUUCCUUUAGCAUUCCACCGUCUACUAGUCCCUCUCCACUGCGUGCCCUACCUGAUACCUCGAAAGACCACACGGUCACCGGCCUCCCAUCCCCACCACAGAAGACGGCGGAACGUCAGAAAAGAAUGAAACUCUCGCUUUGGGAUACGGCUGGCCAAGAGACUUACAAGUCCAUAACUCGCUCCUAUUUUCGAGGUGCUUCUGGAGCUCUCCUGGUCUUCGACAUAACGCGACCUGCCACAUUUGUUUCAUGUACCCAAUGGCUUCAAGACUUGAGGCAGAUUGCUGAAGAAGGGAUCGUGGUCAUUCUUGUUGGCAACAAAAGCGAUCUCGUGGAAGAUGGCUCGGAUCGAGCCCAGGGGCGAAUUACUAGGCAAGAAGCAGAGGAAUGGUGUUACAGGAACAAUGUCGUUGGAUAUGUUGAGACUAGCGCAAAAUCCGGCGACGGCGUUGAACGUGCCUUUCUCGAGACAGCCGAGAGGAUUUACCGCAACAUAGAGGCGGGUAAAUAUGACUUGAACGACCGGAGAAGUGGGGUCAAAGGGUUUGGUGCGACAGGCCAAACAAGCAAUGGGGGCCCAAAAACUGUUGUUACCUUGGGUCUGAACGAUGCAAUGCGUAGGGGUGGGAAUGGCUGGGCUGGGAACUGCUGCUAAAUCAUGGCAGCUUAUGAGAAUGUGCUUUUCCUUUGUUUUACGUAUAUAUCCAUUGACAUAAUACUCUAUGGGCUACCGGGGGUCACAUGGUUUUUCCACACUUUGUUGCUUGGGCCAUUAGUUAGGGUAUACAAAG
Messenger RNA from Aspergillus campestris IBT 28561, 1259 nucleotides. Its product is annotated as Rab family GTPase. Gene Ontology annotation, cellular component: endosome. Bases 269 to 1123 code for a protein of 284 amino acids. The transcript is spliced from 2 exons. NCBI's taxonomy places the organism in Eukaryota, Fungi, Ascomycota, Eurotiomycetes, Eurotiales, Aspergillaceae. Gene Ontology annotation, molecular function: GTP binding; GTPase activity. The record is from RefSeq and is a predicted model, not a curated record. Gene Ontology annotation, biological process: regulation of endocytosis.